AUGACGCAGUUUUGUAGUCCAUUUGACCUCAGUCGCCGGAAAAUCUGCUGUUAGCUAACGCAGAAGUUGUGUAACGGAGAGAAACAAAAGGACGCGGCGUAGUGGCGACUCAAUCGUUUCGUUCCUUAGGAGUGUCCAGACAUACUUCUUUGGUCUAUUUAUUUAGUUUUCAACAGGAAACAACAAUGUUUUCGCUUUCAACCUCGUUUCAGCCCCAACAGAUGGUCUUGCCCCUGAACCAGCUCAUCAAUGCCUUCCACUCUCUGAAGAGCACAGCCACUGCCUCUGUCCAGACCCUCAACAAAGACUUCACCGCAGACCACAGUUCAUAUCUUAAAGAGCCAUGUGUGACUCUGCGAGACCUCGGCCUGUCAGAGGUCAGGACAGGUCAGCUGGAGGAGCUGGUAAACAGGUUACUCCCCACGCUCGGACCAGAAGAACCCCCCACCGUUCCUUCAGUGUGGCGGACCAGUCACAUUUCUUCAGACAGCUUCUUCCAGAACAAAAAUGGAUUUUCACAGAGUAGACUGGGGGUUUUGGGCUCAUCAAUAUUCCACAGACAACACCGUAGCCCUUUAAAAAACGUUUGCGCAGAGCUUCACAUGCUGCCUGUGUGGAUCCAGAGUCGGGGUUUCAAGACACUCAGACGGAGCCGCAGGAUGGAGUCUCAGUAUCAAAGUGUUGCGGAGCCAGACUCCUACACGCCGUCUUUCAUCAAGGGUCUGCGGCUGAAGGAGGCCCCUGAGGCUCAGUCGCUGGACCAAAUGGUGAAGGAGAAGAAACUCCCUGAGAACCAGCAGGAAGCCUUUAAGACAGGAUUCGCUGAGGGGUUCAUGAAGUCCCAGGCCUACACACAGAAGACACAAUACUCGCUGUGGAGGACCAGGCUGGUGGUGCUCGUCCUGGUGUUGAUCGGCAUCUACAGUCUGGCCAGAAACCCUUUUCUCUCGGGUAAAGGCUCGUUUUCUGAUGCUGUGAGGUUCCGCACCACGUCUGGGCUGGACUCCGCUGUCGACCCAGUCCAGAUGAAAAACGUGACAUUUGAACACGUCAAGGGAGUGGAGGAGGCGAAGAAUGAGCUGCAGGACGUGGUGGAGUUCCUGAAGAACCCUCAGAAAUUCACUGUUCUGGGUGGGAAGCUGCCGAAAGGGAUCCUCCUGGUGGGACCACCCGGGACUGGGAAGACUCUCCUGGCUCGAGCUGUUGCCGGGGAAGCCGACGUUCCCUUCUACUAUGCUUCCGGAUCAGAGUUCGAUGAGAUGUUCGUCGGCGUCGGUGCCAGUCGCAUCAGGAAUCUCUUCAAGGAGGCUAAAGCUAAUGCGCCCUGCGUCAUCUUCAUCGAUGAGCUGGACAGCGUUGGAGGGAAGAGAAUAGAGUCCCCCAUGCAUCCGUACUCCAGGCAAACCAUCAACCAGCUGCUGGCUGAGAUGGACGGGUUCAAACCAAACGAAGGUGUCAUUGUUAUUGGUGCUACAAACUUUGCUGAAGCUUUGGACAACGCUCUUGUGCGGCCCGGGCGCUUCGACAUGCAGGUGACUGUCCCACGACCCGAUGUGAAGGGUCGCACUGAGAUCCUCAACUGGUACCUGUCCAAGAUCAAAAUGGACUCUGCUGUGGAUGCCGAGAUCAUCGCCCGAGGCACCGUGGGCUUCUCUGGAGCCGAGCUGGAGAACCUGGUCAACCAGGCCGCCCUGAAGGCAGCGGUGGACGGGAAAGACAUGGUCACGAUGAAGGACCUGGAGUACGCAAAGGACAAGAUCCUAAUGGGCCCCGAGAGGAGGAGUGUGGAGAUCGACAAGAAGAACAAAACCAUCACGGCGUACCACGAGUCGGGUCACGCCAUCGUGGCCUACUACACCAAAGAUGCCAUGCCCAUCAACAAAGCCACCAUCAUGCCUCGAGGCCCAACCCUGGGUCAUGUGUCGCUGUUGCCCGAGAACGACCGCUGGAGCGAGACCAGAGCUCAACUGCUGGCUCAGAUGGAUGUCAGCAUGGGAGGGCGAGUGGCGGAGGAGCUCAUUUUUGGGGACGAUUACAUCACGACAGGAGCUUCCAGUGACUUUGAUGGAGCCACCAAAAUCGCAAAGAUGAUGGUGACAAGAUUCGGCAUGAGUGACAAGCUCGGGGUCAUGACCUAUGGCGACGUCAGCAAGCAAAGUCCGGAGACCCAAGCCGCCAUCGAGCAGGAGGUCCGGGUGCUCCUGAAGGACUCGUACGAACGCGCCAAGAGCAUCCUGAAGACCUACAGCAAGGAGCACAAGAAGCUGGCCGACGCCCUCCUCACCUACGAGACUCUGGACGCCAAGGAGAUCCAGAUGGUUCUGGAGGGCAAAUCUCUGGACCACUAGCUUACCUCGUUUUAGAAAUCUGUAAAUAUUAUUGCGAUGCUGUGCCGUCGAGCUCGGGCCUUUGUGAGGCCUCUCACCUUUCAUGUCUAAACUCUCUUGGUUUUUUUUUUAGCUUGGCAUCAGUUUUAAAAGAAUCACAGAACGUAAAUUGAAUGAUAACAAGACGAUUGGUGAUCCAGGCAGUUCAAUUACCUCAGUCGGUUCUCAGUGUCUUUUUUUAUUUAUUGGAGACGCAACGACGACGGUGGCGUUGUGUCGGCGUGUUUGCGGAUCUGUCUGUUCUUCGUCCUCCAACUCUAAAUAAAUCUCAAAAUGUGAAACCCUCUUUGACU
Synchiropus splendidus (mandarinfish) is the source of this 2680-nucleotide messenger RNA. It is a transcript of the gene yme1l1a, whose product is annotated as YME1-like 1a. The coding region runs from base 186 to 2348 and encodes 720 amino acids. Gene Ontology annotation, molecular function: ATP hydrolysis activity; metalloendopeptidase activity; ATP binding. Gene Ontology annotation, cellular component: mitochondrial inner membrane. NCBI's taxonomy places the organism in Eukaryota, Metazoa, Chordata, Actinopteri, Syngnathiformes, Callionymidae. The transcript is spliced from 18 exons. Gene Ontology annotation, biological process: protein quality control for misfolded or incompletely synthesized proteins; mitochondrion organization. The record is from RefSeq and is a predicted model, not a curated record.